AUGAAAAGACAAAGCUCAUUCAAAAUGGAGCACUUGUGGGACCUCCCUGGUGGCGCAGUGGUUAAGAAUCCGCCUGCCGGGGUACGUUGUCGCAGGUGGGGCUGGAUGGCCGUCUCCUUCGGCUUCCACUGUGGGCUCAGCACGUUACUUGCACCGAAGGCCGAGCAGGCGCCACGGUGGCUCUCAGCUUGCAGACAAAAGACAUCAGUCUCUUUCCUUAGUCGACCAGACCUUCCAAACCUGGCUUAUAAGAGGCUAAAAGGCAAAAGUCCAGGAAUUAUCUUCAUCCCUGGCUAUAUUUCUAGUAUGAAUGGUACAAAAGCAUUGGCGAUUGAGGAGUUUUGCAAAUCUCUAGGUCAUGCCUAUAUAAGGCUUGAUUACUCAGGAGUUGGAAAUUCAGAUGGUAACUUAGAAGAAUGCACAGUGGGAAAAUGGAGCAAAGAUGUUCUUUCUAUAAUUGAUGACUUAGCUGAAGGACCACAGAUACUAGUUGGAUCUAGCCUCGGUGGAUGGCUUAUGCUUCAUGCUGCAAUCUCACGGCCACAAAAGGUUGCUGCUCUUAUUGGCAUAACAACAGCUGCGGAUGGCCUAGUGACACAAUUUAAUCAGCUUCCUGUUGAGGCAAAAAAGGAAAUAGAGAUGAAAGGUGUGUGGUCCAUGCCAUCAAAAUACAGUGAAGAAGGAGUUUAUCGCAUUCAGUACUGUGUCAUUAAAGAAGCAGAGCGCCACUGCUUGUUACGUGGUCCUAUUUCUGUGAGCUGCCCUAUAAGAUUGCUCCACGGCAGGAAGGAUGACAUUGUACCGUGGCAUACGUCCAUGCAGGUUGCUGACCAAGCAGUCAGCACAGAUGUAGAUGUCAUCCUCCGAAAGAAUAGUGAUCACCGAAUGAAGGAAAAAGCAGACAUUCAACUUCUGGCUUACACUAUUGAUGACUUAAUUGAUAAGCUUUCAACUGUAGUUAACUAGAAUCACAGUUUUAGUUGGAAUGUAAAGUAAUGG
Mesoplodon densirostris (Blainville's beaked whale) is the source of this 999-nucleotide messenger RNA. RefSeq names its product palmitoyl-protein thioesterase ABHD10, mitochondrial-like. Gene Ontology annotation, cellular component: mitochondrion. Gene Ontology annotation, biological process: protein depalmitoylation. Lineage: Eukaryota; Metazoa; Chordata; Mammalia; Artiodactyla; Ziphiidae. The transcript has a single exon. Bases 1 to 966 code for a protein of 321 amino acids. The record is from RefSeq and is a predicted model, not a curated record. Gene Ontology annotation, molecular function: palmitoyl-(protein) hydrolase activity; hydrolase activity, hydrolyzing O-glycosyl compounds.